Molecule: messenger RNA, 2149 nt
Organism: Magallana angulata
Lineage: Eukaryota; Metazoa; Mollusca; Bivalvia; Ostreida; Ostreidae
Exons: 9
Coding region: 192-1943 (583 amino acids)
Biological process (GO): sulfation
Cellular component (GO): cytoplasm
Molecular function (GO): sulfotransferase activity
Source: RefSeq, a predicted model, not a curated record
CUAUAGUUUACGGGCUGAAGUCAAAUCACUUAAUUGACUCAGAACACCGCCGGAUUUAUGUAACAAGAAGACAUCUAAUUGAUGCUGCAUCACAGUCAACAAUGUUAAUGAUUUACUACAGUUAUAAAUGUUCGUUAGGUAGGGCGAUUCUCUGUUUACCGUGACCCAUCACAGUUGUUGUAAAUAACAGCAUGGAUAGUAAAACGACAACAAACAGUUUACCGGAAGUUUUAUUUGAUGGAAUGACCAUCCCACCAUUCCCACCUUUGAGGGUCAGUGUCAGGCAGAGAUUUGAAGACAUCCGGGGACUUUGCACCCGUCCUGAUGACGUCAUUAUAACCACCUAUCUAAAGUCUGGUUCGCAUUGGGUCUGGGAAAUCAUCUGUAUGCUUUUGCAAGGGGCAACAUCUUUCGUCAAAGAGGGGAAAGGGUCCCAGUUCCUGGAGGCUUUAGAUGACCUUAACCUCAUCAAUAAGAUGACGUCACCGAGAACUCUUAAUACACACCUUCCAUACAGGUGGCUUCCGCGUAAACAUUUGGAAAACGACGGGAAAAUUGUUCAUGUUGUGCGUAAUCCAAAAGAUGUGGCAGUGUCUAUGUUUUUCCAUUUUAAAGAGACUGGGGACUUCAUCGGCAGCGAAAAACUAGAUUUGGACGACCGUGUCAAUGGCAUGCUGUCUGAUGCACCAAACCAGCCAUAUGGUGGAUGGUUUACAUAUGAGAAGGAUUUCAUAAAGCAUUCUAAAGCAAACAUUCACUUUGUACACUUCGAACGACUAAAGAGGUAUCCGCUGGAAGAAAUCAAACGUCUUGCUGACUUUCUCAGAGUAAGUUAUUCCGACCAACUGAUUUUUCACAUCGCUGAGAAAUGCAACUUCACCAGCCUUAAAGAAGCAGACGACACAACCAAAGUUACGACCAGAAAAAACGUUCAUGGACCAAAUCCUAAAUCUCUUUUCCUUGACGAAAAGCCCUUUACCGUUGAAUGCAUCGAUAAAGGGCAUAUGUCUUCAACUGGGGGUAUGACUGAUGGUAAGGCCUUAAAGGAAGUGGUAUUUGAUGGUAUGUCCCUGCCACCAUUUAAACCACUACGUGAGGGGGUGGAGGCUCGACUAAAUGCCAUCAAACACCUGGAAACAAGGCCCACCGACAUUCUUCUGGCCAUCUAUCCCAAGUCAGGCACUCACUGGGUUUGGGAAAUAGUGUGGAUGCUCCUUAAUGGCCGAGCUGAAUAUAUAAAGGAAGGCAAAGAGUCCCUCUUCCUGGAAGCUAUGGAUGAUAUCGGUACCAUUAAAUCUAUGGACUCACCGAGGGUGCUAAACACAAAUUUACCCUUCCGAUGGUUGCCACAGAAGCACGUGGAAAGCAAUGGCAAAAUCAUCCAUGUCAUUCGGAACCCUAAGGAUAUAUGUGUAUCUCUGUACUAUCACUUUAUAGGCAGUGGAUUGUUCAUGCAUAGUGAUGGCGUGCAGUUUGCCGACUGCUUUGAGGGACUAUUUUCCAAGGAAAGAAAACCUCCAUAUGGAGGCUGGUUUUCGUACGAGAAAGAUUUUGAGGAAGCAGUUUCUAAUAAUUACAACAUUCACGUGUUAUAUUUUGAAAACUUGAAAAGGAAUCCCAUGGUGGAAAUUAAAAGACUAGCUGAAUAUUUACAAGUGCCACAGUCGACAAAACUUCUACAUGAAAUAUCAGAUAGCUGUUCAUUUAAUAAACUGAAAAGGGCCGACGACACUUUGAAAGAAAAGAGUAAAUACAAGAAAAUAGUGGUUGGUGCUAAUCCCAAGUUUGAAGGCGAUGUGGAUAAAGUCCAGUACAAUUCUUUCUUCAGAAAAGGAGAAAUAGGAGACUGGAAGAACCACUUUACAGUUACACAAAAUGAACGUUUUGAUGAACUGUACAGAAAGCAGAUGGUAGAUUCCAAACUAACAGUAUAUUAUGAAUAAUCCAAGAUACGCUGUUCAGCGAGGAACUAUUGUACAGAGGUAUACAAGCAUCUCGUUUUUAUUGCAGACAUUGCUAGACAAUUGUACAUAUACGACUGCUGACCAAAUACUUCGUGGACAAUCGAGUUUUUUGUCAUUUUAAACAUAUUUAUAUAUACAUGUACAUCAUGUAUACCAUUGGCGGAUCCAGAGGGGGGGGGGGGUUC